CACUCUACCAAAUCUUAAGCUACUACUCGUUGUUGAUUGUUAAACUCCAUCAUCUAAUGGCUUCUUCAUCAAAACCCAAAAGGAUUUACGAUGUGUUCUUAAGUUUCAGAGGCGAGGAUGUCCGGAACAACUUUCUCGGUCAUCUCUACAAAGCUCUUGACCAGAAAGGAAUCUACACUUAUGUUGAUAGCGAGGAGCUUAGGAAAGGAGAGCAAAUAGCACCAGAGCUUAUGAUGGCAAUCGAGGAAUCGCAUAUCGCAAUCAUUGUUUUCUCAGAGGAUUACGCUUCCUCAUGUUGGUGUUUGGAAGAGGUGGCGAAGAUCAUGGAUUGCAAGGAAGAAAGAGAUCUCAUGGUCUUUCCCUUGUUUUACAAAGUGGAUCCCAAAGAAGUGAGAACACCAAGAGAGAAGUACAGAAAAGCUAUGCUUAAGCAUGAGUCCAAGUUUGGGAAGGAUUCGGAGGAAAUAAAGAGAUGGAAGAAAGCUCUUUUUGAUGCCGGUAGCUUGUCCGGGUGGCAUUUGAAAGAUGGAGAUGAGUCGGAGCUUAUACAAGGAAUUGUAACGGAAAUCUCCACUCACCUAGACCGGACACCUUUGCAUGUGGCUAAGCAUCCGGUUGGGAUAGAUUCCCAAGUGGUUAAGCUGAAAUCGAUUUUAAAUCUUGAGUCUAAUGAUGGUGUUCUCAUGGUGGGAUUUUGGGGACAAGGAGGCAUAGGAAAGACAACUUUAGCGAAAGCCCUUUACAAUGCUAUUUCUGGAAUAUUUAAGGGUUCAUGUUUCUUGGCAAAUGUUCGAGAGGCUUCGAAAGAUGGCAAGGGUUUAGUUUCUUUGCAAGAAAAAUUACUUUAUGAGAUAUUAUCACUACAACAAACAUUAGUAGUGUCUAGUGUCGAUAGAGGUAUUAAUCUGAUAAGAGAAAGACUUCGUUGUAAAAAAGUUCUCCUUAUCCUUGAUGAUGUGGAUCACUUGCGCCAAUUAAAUGCUUUAGCAGGAGAAGGCAAGUGGUUUGGUGAUGGAAGUAGGAUCAUCAUUACUACCAGAGAUAAACAUUUGCUAACUUGUUCUGACAUAGAUCAAGUUCAUGUGUAUGAAGUUAAACCAAUGGCUUAUAGUGAAGCUCGUGAGCUGCUUAGUAAGUAUGCAUUUUCGACACACAAAAUAUUAAAAAUCAAGACAGAUCUAGUGGAUGGUGUUCUAGAUCAUGCUAAAGGCCUUCCUUUAGCACUUGAGGUACUGGGUUCCUUCUUACGUGGUAGAAGAGAAGAUGAAUGGGAAAGUACACUAUAUAAAAUAUCUACGGCUCCUAACAAUGACAUCAAUGAUGUACUCAAGAUAAGUUAUGAAGGACUACAGUCAAAUGAGAAAGAGAUUUUUCUCGACAUUGCAUGCUUCUUUAAGGGGUGGGAAACUGAGUACGUAAAAAAAGUUCUUGAAGGUUGUGAUUUAAAGGUAGUAAUAGGAUUACAAAUUCUCAUUGAGAGGUCCUUAAUAAGAAUUGAGUCUAGAUGCCUACAAAUGCAUGACUUGAUUCAAUUGAUGGGCAUGGAUAUUGUGAACCAAGAGUGCGAUGAUCCCGGGAAACGCAGUAGACUAUGGCUGUGUGAUGAUCUUCUCGAUGUUCUGUCAUACAACAUGGGAGAUUGUAUUGUAAAAGCCAUAGUGUUGGAGCCACCUGAGCCAACAGAGAUAUAUAUCGGUCCACAUGAUUUUACAAAAAUGAGAAGAUUGAGAUUGCUCAUUUUGCACAAUGUGCAUAAUUCUUUCCAAGUUCCUAUUUUUCUUUCUAAUGAGCUAAGAUGGUGUCGAUGGGAUGGAUGUGCCACCUUUCCAGAAUUUUCCUCUGGUAAAAAAAAAUUAUUGGGACUUGAUAUGAACAAUUGCAGUAUGCCAGUAGUGCCAAAUUAUUUAAAGGUGAGCAUUUACCUGCAUUGA
Messenger RNA from Syzygium oleosum, 1931 nucleotides. RefSeq names its product TMV resistance protein N-like. Gene Ontology annotation, biological process: signal transduction; defense response. Gene Ontology annotation, molecular function: ATP hydrolysis activity; ADP binding. The record is from RefSeq and is a predicted model, not a curated record. The transcript has 3 exons. NCBI's taxonomy places the organism in Eukaryota, Viridiplantae, Streptophyta, Magnoliopsida, Myrtales, Myrtaceae. The coding region runs from base 57 to 1931 and encodes 624 amino acids.